Drosophila willistoni is the source of this 705-nucleotide messenger RNA. RefSeq lists its product as uncharacterized. The transcript has 2 exons. Bases 340 to 576 code for a protein of 78 amino acids. The record is from RefSeq and is a predicted model, not a curated record. Lineage: Eukaryota; Metazoa; Arthropoda; Insecta; Diptera; Drosophilidae.
CUUUACAAACGGCAAGCAACCGGAACAGAGCGAGGCGAAGUAAAAAAAAGAGCGAACCAACAAAAAAAAAAAGAAAACACGACGACGACGACAGCGUUGAGAGUGAGCUGAGUGCCGUUUGCCGGAGCCGUAGUCCAAUAAAAACGGAAGCGCGUGCCGCAAAAGUUUACGGAAAUAAAAAUAUAACAAAAGUUCAGGGCAAGCACACACAAAGACAAUCAAGUGUAUAAUAUUCAGUUAUUAAAUCAAAAUAAGGAACCAACCAAAAACAAAAAGAAACAAAUAACAAUUUAAACAAUCAGUGGAGGAGUAGGAAGAGGAGCAGCAGCAGCAGUGAGAAUGUGGCCCAACUUUAUGGCUGUCAUUUCCAUGCUAUUCCUAGCACUCUUUGGCUGGGCUCAAGCUGGACCCGUGCCAAUUGUAAACGAGCACCAACAACUCAUGCCCAAGGUACCACAAUGGCAUUGUCUACGUUACUUCAAACACGAUGUCCUUAUGAUGCGACGCUGUCGACAUUUGAGAGUGCCAACGGCUCCGCGUCUCGGCGAUGUUCUUAUACGUAAAAGAAAGAAAUAGUUUAAGGCGAUCAACUAUCGCCAACAACUACAACAAGAACAACAACUGCACACGACUGAGCAACAACCAAAAGAUGAACAAUUAUUAUUAUUACUACAACUACAACAGGAUUUAUAAGCAAACAAAAUC